This is a messenger RNA of Gossypium raimondii (Peruvian cotton), 1649 nucleotides long. RefSeq names its product nudix hydrolase 19, chloroplastic. The transcript has 6 exons. Lineage: Eukaryota; Viridiplantae; Streptophyta; Magnoliopsida; Malvales; Malvaceae. Gene Ontology annotation, molecular function: metal ion binding; NADH pyrophosphatase activity. Gene Ontology annotation, cellular component: cytosol. The record is from RefSeq and is a predicted model, not a curated record. The coding region runs from base 86 to 1327 and encodes 413 amino acids. Gene Ontology annotation, biological process: NADP+ catabolic process; NAD+ catabolic process.
GGAAACAGGACAAGUUUGAACUUUGAAUUUUCAUCGCUCCAAAGCUCCUUUGUAAUCAUCUUCUUUUCUUCUUUGGUCGCCCGCCAUGGCAAUUAGCCUUAAUUACCAUCUAUUUGCAGGCAACCCUUUAAGAUCCAAAACCCCUAAACUCCAUGACCCACUCUCUCUUUCUUCAUCGUUUGAGUCCCUCAAAUCCCAUCUCCACCAAAACCCAGAAACCCACCCUCCAAAUUCCCCAUUUUUCAAGGUCUUGCUUUUCAAAAAGGGCAGGCCAUUGGUUUCAUCUUCUAUCGAAGAGGAGGAUGGUGUUGCACCUAGUUGGCAUCUUGGGUGGAUCGAUUUAGCUGAUUGUAAAACCAUCUUGGGCAAACACGGGGUUCAACUCACUGAGUCGUCUUUGGUUUAUUUAGGCUCAAGAGCUGAAGAACACGUUGUUUAUUGGGCUAUGGAUGUGGUUGAAAAUGGUGAGUUGGCUACUGAAUUGAGUAAUAGGAAACAGCUUUGCUUUGUGGAACUUAGGACACUGAUGACGGCUACUGAUUGGACUGAUUCGUGGGUUAUGGGUGAUUUAGCCAUUGCUGGUCAUGGAAGGGCAUUGCUCGAAUGGCAUAAUCAAUCAAGAUUUUGUGGACAUUGUGGUGAUAAAACAGUGCCCAAAGAAGCUGGGAGAAUGAAACAAUGUUCUAAUGAAUUAUGCAAAAAGAGUGUUUACCCUCGUCUGGAUCCUGUUGUAAUUAUGUUGGUCAUCGAUAGAGAAAACAAUCGUGUGCUUUUAGGUCGACAGUCCCGAUUCGUACCUCGUAUGUGGAGUUGCUUAGCCGGAUUCAUCGAGGUAACCUGCUCUGGGGAAAGCUUAGAAGAAGCGGUGAGGCGAGAAGCGUAUGAAGAGACGGGUAUCGAAGUUGGAGAAGUUGUCUAUCAUAGUUCUCAGCCAUGGCCCGUUGGUCCAAAUAGUCUUCCAUGCCAGUUGAUGGUCGGGUUCUUUGCAUACGCGAAAUCUCACGAAAUAAAUGUGGAUAAGGAAGAACUAGAAGAUGCUCGGUGGCACAGCCGAGAAGAUGUGAGGAAGGCAUUGAGAUUUGCCGAAUACAAGAAGGCGCAAAGAUUGGCUGCAGCUAAGGUAGAUCAGAUGAUCAAAGGAGUUAAAAAGCGACGGAGUUCAUCGGCAGGUUAUCUUGCGAAAAGUGGGGAAUUCGCUCCCAUGUUUGUUCCGGGACCGUUCGCGAUCGCCCAUCAUCUCAUCUCGGCCUGGGCUAAUCAAGAUCCACCAACCGGCGCCAAAGCUCAAAUGAAAAAACCGCCUAGCGGUUUUGUUUCGAAACUAUAGCCGUGCCAAUUCUCUUCCGAAAGCUGCAGAAGAUCCGCCGUAUGCCUCGUUCUAGUGCGUCUGUUAAAAGGCAAGUUUAUAUAAUCGACAUUCGGGGUUCAAGGUUCCCUCAGUUUAUCACCAUUAUUAAUACUUCGAUGUCAUGAUCUUAGAAAAGAGUUGGGAAUUCUACGAUGUUUGUGUAUUAGAGUUCAACUGAUUAUGUAAGUGUUCACCUCAUCUUCAACUCGGAAGAUGUCUUUUCUCGAUAAAUUUGUUCGUAUAAUCGUUUUCACCUGCGAACGAGUAAAUGGAUUAUAGAUUUCGAGAUUUGAAGUUCAAA